UGUGUGAACACACGAUACGUUAACAUUUAACGAACGUGACAUAAACUACAAUUAAUUUAUAAUUAUGAUUUUACUAUUACGGAGUUGCAUUUUUAGUCAAAGAAAACUUCUCAUACAAGAAGUUGCAUCGUUCAGACGUACAUUUAUGUAUUCUACAAACAACAAUAUCAAGAAAUUUGCACCAUUCUUGCAAGCAAGGCAUUUGUCCAUGAAAAACAAUGAAACUGUUGGUGGAGAACUAAUAUAUACUGGGUCAUUAACAUCAAGAGUUCGUAACCUUAAAUUAGUUUCUAUAAUAACAUCAAUUUUAACAUCAUUCGGUCAACCUAUUAUUUUUUCGAAAAUCAUAAUAGAUGAUAAUUUAAUAGGUAUAGCAGCAUUAUUUGCAGUAAUAAAUUUAGUUAGUAUAGGUACUCCUAUUUUUGUACAUUUAUUAACAAGGAGAUAUGUAAUUACAAUGUAUAAGUCUCAAAAUGAAAAAUAUAUUGCUAAAGUGUAUUCUUUUCUUGGCAGACAGAAACAGAUAAUAUUUACUCCAAAUGAUGUAUCUGAACCUCAACUUGGAGCAUUUACAACUUGCAUUACAAAAGGAAGACCUUUACUUUUCGAUAAAAAAGAUUUUAUAGACCCCAAACAUUAUUUUAUCAUUAUGAGAUAUAAUAAGCCGAUAGACCUUGAAAUCUUGAAAGACUCAAAUGAAACUUCUAUUACUGAACCCUCGAUUAUCAAAAAAAUAAAUGAAGAAAAAUAA
Eufriesea mexicana is the source of this 751-nucleotide messenger RNA. Its product is annotated as transmembrane protein 70 homolog, mitochondrial. Gene Ontology annotation, biological process: mitochondrial proton-transporting ATP synthase complex assembly. NCBI's taxonomy places the organism in Eukaryota, Metazoa, Arthropoda, Insecta, Hymenoptera, Apidae. The record is from RefSeq and is a predicted model, not a curated record. The transcript has 3 exons. The coding region runs from base 65 to 751 and encodes 228 amino acids. Gene Ontology annotation, cellular component: mitochondrial membrane.